UCGCCAACCAUCCCCACCCCCCCCCACACGCCGCAUUGCACCACCCCCUCCCUCCUUCGCGCCAAGAAAGCAAGCACCCACCCACCGUGAGGCCAUGGCCAGCACCGCGUCGUCGCUGUCGGCCGUCGCGGCGCCGCGGGCGCUGUCCGUCGCGGGGCUCAAGAAGCCGCUGGGAGCCUCGUCGUUCCAGGCCCUGCCGGUGAGGGCGAGGCCCGCGGCGAGGAUGGCCGUCCGGGCGUCGGCGUCGUCCAUGAGGGAGAGGGCGACGGCCGGGCUGACGGCCGCGGCCAUGGCGGCGGUGAUGGUCCUCCCCGACGUCGCGGAGGCCGCGCAGGGCGCGCUGACGCCGUCUCUCAAGAACUUCCUGCUCAGCAUCGUGUCCGGCGGGGUCGUGCUCGUGGCCAUCGUCGGCGCCGUCGUCGCCGUCUCCAACUUCGACCCCGUCAAGCGGACCUGAUCGUCCUCUUGCUCUACUUCUUCACGGACAUGCCCUCGCUGCCUUGUAUCAAGAUCAUCUCUUUGCAGUGUUGUUUUGGAGAUUUGUGUAAACUGAUUUUACGAUAUCAAAAUGGAGUCGAAUUGCCAUAUAUUUUGUGCUUGACA
This is a messenger RNA of Oryza brachyantha (malo sina), 603 nucleotides long. RefSeq lists its product as uncharacterized. Gene Ontology annotation, biological process: photosynthesis. The transcript has a single exon. The record is from RefSeq and is a predicted model, not a curated record. NCBI's taxonomy places the organism in Eukaryota, Viridiplantae, Streptophyta, Magnoliopsida, Poales, Poaceae. Gene Ontology annotation, cellular component: membrane; photosystem II. Bases 95 to 457 code for a protein of 120 amino acids.